This is a messenger RNA of Rotaria socialis, 849 nucleotides long. Lineage: Eukaryota; Metazoa; Rotifera; Eurotatoria; Philodinida; Philodinidae. The record is from the annotation of a GenBank genome assembly.
AUGAACAUGAGCGAAAAAAUUGGUACGAAGAAAAAACAUUUCCGACGAUGGCAUUGGUCAGAGAAAAAAGGAAGAAAAAAAAGAAACAACACUAUCAUUCAACGCCAGAGCAUUAGUAGUAGAAGUGUAGCUCGAGCUACACCACUACCACCGUUAUGGUGGUCGCCAGCAAGUUUAAUAUGUCAUGUUAAAAGUCGACAUUACGCCAAUAAAGUUUGUAUUGGAACUCAAUGGAAGUGGUCAACAGCUGAUUCAACUGUAAUUCUAAACAAUGAUAAUAGACAAAUUUUAUUCCAUCCUCGUGUAAGUUCAUCAACACAAGUUAUUCUUGCUGAUCGAUCAUUGCCUAUCAGUGGAAAAUAUUAUUGGGAAAUCUAUAUGCCAGCUGUUUAUGGAACAUCGAUUAUGUUCGGUAUUGCCACUAACAAACAAAAAUUAACGUCGGAGAAUUUUACAGAUUUAAUCGGAAUUGAUCACAAUGGAUGGGGAUUAGCGCACCAUGGUCUAUUGUGGCAUAAUGGAAUCUCACGUUCCUAUUUGUCGAAACCAAUUGAACCACUUCAACCGGUUCUAGUAGGUUUAGAAUUCGAUGCUGAUGCUCGUACACUUUCAUAUUCAAUUGAUAAUCAAUCGAUGGGCAUUGCUUUUCAUUCGAUACCAAGAGAUAUACCUAUUUAUCCAGCUGUAUCAUCCACCAGUGCGCAUAGUACAAUGAUUCUUCAACAUCGUUGUCAACUAUGUUCAUCUCUACGUGAAAUUUGUUUGAGAGUGAUAAGAUCAACACACUUAUUCGAUCAUACUAAUUAUCAAUUAUUACCUCAUCAUUUGAUUAGACAAUUGAUGCAAUAA